AUGCUGGUCUCGGUUCGUUCUGCGACGCUGCUGCUCGGGCUGGCGGUGUUGUGCAGUUCAGACUUCGCCCCUCCCACAAUCAACAUUAACUUGGACGAUGAUCCGCAAGUGCGAUGGAUGCCAAUUCGUAAUGUAUUUGACGCCGACUUCCUCAACAGAGCUGCUCGAGAUGUCAUUGAUUCAACAAUUCCAAAAUGGCUUCACAACGUUCUCAAAUCUCUGAUAAAGGUCUCAGAGAAGUUCAUUCUUCCCAAGCCUUAUGGUGACGAAAUCCGUGGCUUGGCUUCACACUUUGGCUUUAGUCUCUCUGAUGCCAUCAUGCUGAACUUUGCCUAUGAAGUAACUGCAUUCUGCACAAGCAUAGUGGCUCAAGACAAAGAUGGACGCAUAUACCAUGGAAGGAAUCUGGACUACCCACAUGCUGUUCUGAGGAAUCUUACAGUCAACGUUAUCUUCAAGAAGAAUGGAAAGAUCUCAUAUAUUGGAACCACAUUUGCCGGCUAUGUUGGUCUGUGGACAGGACAAAGUCCAUAUAAAUUCACUGUAUCCGGUGACCAGCGAGGCAGUCAGCACUGGUGGAACUUCUGGAAGAAUAUGGUGUCAGCUUUCCUGUUGAAGAGAAAGCCAGUCAGCUGGCUGAUGAGAGAGAUCCUAGAAGAGGCAGAAGACUUUCAAGAUGCUGUCCUGUAUCUUUCCAAAAUUCCCAUCAUUACAGAAGUGUAUUACAUUGUUGGUGGGUCAAAGGCAGGUCAAGGGGUGGUCAUCACCAGAAACAGGGAAGGUCCCGCUGACAUCUGGCCACUGGAUCCAAUUAAUGGACAAUGGUUCAGAGUUGAGACCAAUUUUGACCACUGGCUUCCCUCUCCAGCCAAGGAUCAUCGAAAAGAAACUGCAGAAAAAGCAAUGAAUUCUACCGGUCAAGAUCAUAUCAAUAUGUAUUCGCUUUAUCAGGUUUUAUCACGAGUGCCAGUGUGUAAUGGGAUUACUGUUUACACAACAAUAAUGAGUGCAACAAGCCCUGAGAAUUAUACCACUCUUGUCAGACCACCGCACUGCCACAACAGUGUUCGAGCUAAAGUGCUUCCUUUCUUUGGAGGUGAGAAAUGGGAUUUUCCCCGUAUCUAA
This is a messenger RNA of Nerophis lumbriciformis (worm pipefish), 1125 nucleotides long. The record is from RefSeq and is a predicted model, not a curated record. Lineage: Eukaryota; Metazoa; Chordata; Actinopteri; Syngnathiformes; Syngnathidae.